AUGUCAACCGCUGGAAGGUAUAUGGACAGAGUUCCGUUGAGGGAGAAGAACGCGGGUAAUAUUGCUGCGAGUAGUAGCAGAGAAAAGACCAGGUUGACGGAGACUCCCAACACACACAAGAGUCGGAAGAUCACCACGCCACCAGAGAGUGUGCUGGUGUCGCGUAAAAAGAGUUUGAUCUUGGAGACGCCGAUUUCGAAGCAUUUCAACGACGACGGGGUGAAUGGUACCAGUAAUGGGGAGACGGAUAAUACAAAGUCGGCAUUAUUGUCGCCAGCAUUUUCGUCACCACAACAGCAGAGCCAACGCCGGAUGAAGGAUAGCUUUGAUAUACCGCCCAAACCAUCGUUCGUUCAGUCGUCGUCGGCGUCAGUUGAUUCGGAUGACGAGAAAUACAAGAGUAAGAAAAAGAAGAAGACCAAGAAGGACUUGAAGGAUACAACAUUCCAAUUAGGAUCCCACGAUAAACCCCCAUACUCAUAUGCUACGUUAAUUGGUAUGUCGAUUUUGAGUAACCCCGAAAAGAGAUUGACGUUGUCACAGAUAUACCAGUGGAUAUCAGACACAUUUAAGUAUUACCGCCGGGAAGAAGUAGGAUGGCAAAACUCGAUUCGUCAUAAUUUGUCGUUGAAUAAGGCGUUUAUAAAGGGAGAAAAAUCGAAAGAUGGCAAGGGCCAUUUUUGGUGUAUUCAACCGGGUUGUGAAGAACAAUUCUUGAGAUCAAAGAAUAGCAAGAAGCAUUCUUACCAAGAAAUCAUCGAUCAAAUAUACGCUUCAAUUAAUCCUUCAAAAUCAUCGAUUAACUCUAUUCCAUCUUCACCGAAUGUUUCUAAUGAAGAUUUGAAGCGCAAAGCAUCUGAUACUGACGAUGCAGCAAGCUACGAGGGAUAUGGGGACGAUGAAGACCAAGAAGACGAUGAAGAAUACACAAGAUCAAUCUUAAAUCCUCCUAUCAAGAAGCAAAGGUUAUUAUCUGCCACCACUGGGAAUGGUACAUUGGAGACUAUUCCAAAUCUAGAGCCACCAUUCAGUCAAUGGCAGGCUACUCCAGGCGGGUUUAAAAUCUCUAAUUCACCUAAUACCUCAAACUCCAACAACCCUCCACAAUUUGUAAUAAGUGAAUCCCCAGGCAAGCCAUUAUUGGCAGGAAAAAACUUAACAUUCACUUCAUCCUUUAGCUGUAAUUCAAACUUAGAAUUAUCUCCAAUUAGGCCCAGUGAAACUGGUCCUCUAUUAGAACCGUUAACACCCGCUAAUAAUGUCUACAGAAACGGGUCAUUACUUAAUCAUCAAUUAUCAGCUUUCCACUAUCAAUCACACCAUCCACAUUUAUCAUCAUCAACUACAUCAACAUUAUUACAACAAUCCAUACAACAACCGCACAAUGUUAAGACACCGAAAUCAUGUAGUAGGACUCCAUUGAGAAACUUAAGAACUCCUCAAACGGCAUCAAUCAUGAAAAAGUUGUGGAAUUCACCAUCAUACUUGGAGGAAUUCUAUUAUUCCCCAUUGGUUUCCUCAUCGCAAGCAGCUUUGAAUUCCUAUGAUGAUGACGACAUGAUAAUGAGGGCUUUCGAACUGCCAAGCAACAAUGCACAUGGUCAUAAUAAGAGACCUUCAAUCUCGUCAACUUCUACGAACUCCAGUAGAAAUUUGUUCAAUGAUUUGAAGAAAAUUGAUCAUUCUAGUAGAAAUAGUUCGACGUCAAGCAACAAUGACAAGGAAAGAACACGUUUACGCAGUGUUAGUGCAUCUUCCACAGAUAAGGAUGAUAAUUGA
Messenger RNA from Debaryomyces hansenii CBS767, 1779 nucleotides. RefSeq names its product Hcm1p (gene HCM1). Gene Ontology annotation, molecular function: RNA polymerase II cis-regulatory region sequence-specific DNA binding; DNA-binding transcription factor activity, RNA polymerase II-specific. Gene Ontology annotation, biological process: regulation of transcription by RNA polymerase II. Lineage: Eukaryota; Fungi; Ascomycota; Pichiomycetes; Serinales; Debaryomycetaceae. Bases 1 to 1779 code for a protein of 592 amino acids. The transcript has a single exon. The record is from RefSeq and is a predicted model, not a curated record.